Molecule: messenger RNA, 1993 nt
Organism: Etheostoma spectabile (orangethroat darter)
Lineage: Eukaryota; Metazoa; Chordata; Actinopteri; Perciformes; Percidae
Gene: thbd
Product: thrombomodulin
Exons: 1
Coding region: 81-1814 (577 amino acids)
Cellular component (GO): membrane
Molecular function (GO): transmembrane signaling receptor activity; calcium ion binding
Source: RefSeq, a predicted model, not a curated record
ACAUCGAGCAGCGCGGCGGGGUGAUAAAGAUCGACUUCCUUCCUCUGCCGGGGCACUGACAUGGAGUUGGGGGGUUAUAAAUGCCGGCAAAACAUUUUCUCACACAAACAAGCCAACAGACUGGCGCAAUGCGCGAGGACUUAAACGGACACAGCCGCGGUUCAAACAUGAAGGAUGUAACGGGACUCGUUGUUUUUGUGUUGACUGUCCUGGUGGGCAGAGCUGGGGGGAUAGAGCCGACUAGCGAAUUCUGCAUCGGGACCCAGUGUUUCACUGUAUUCCAAGAACCCAGUGACUUCUCAGCCGCGCAGAUCCAGUGCGGAGAUCAGGGCGGCCACUUGAUGACGGUGCGGUCGACGGUAUCCCAUGAUAUUCUUCAUAUCCUGCUGGGGAACUGGACGGGCCGCUUCUGGAUCGGGUUACAUCUACCGAGCGGCUGCCCGGACGCCGCUGCCGUGCUCAAAGGCUUCCAGUGGGUGACCAAAGACAGCGGAAGUGACUGGUUCAACUGGGCGCCGAGUUUUGACAGCAGCUGUUCUUCCCAUCGCUGCGUCUCAGUUUCCCAAGAGGACGACUUGAAAUGGACCCAGCAGCCAUGCGAGGAGCGCGCGGACGGGUUUCUGUGCGAGUACAGCUUUAGUGACUCGUGUAAAGGACUAACGGUUGCAGAGGGCGAGACCGUCACAUACAGGACCCCCAUGGGGUUUGUGGGUGAGGAUGUACUGUCUUUGCCGCCUGGGAGCACCGCUGUCCGGAUGCCGGCUAAGACUAAAUACGUCUGCUCCUCGGAGCAGUGGCUGCAGGCGCCCUGGAGCUGCGAGAUCCUCCAAGGCGGGUGUGAGUACAAAUGCGCAGUGCCCCCCAACAAUGUGCCCUCCUGCUACUGCCCGCCGGGCCAAAUAAUCAACCCUGCGAAUAAAGUCACCUGCGAAGCGAGCGCAGAGGAUCCGUGUCUGUCCCUGCGCUGCGCGCACGCCUGCUACAAGAAAGGAGACUCCUACGCGUGCAUGUGUGACCACGGCUUUAAGCUGGCGCGGGACGGCAGGUCCUGUACAGACUUCCCCGAUUGCAGGGACAAGCGCCUGUGUACAGGGGAGAACUUCAAGUGCGUCAACGUCCCCGGAGGGUUCCAGUGCGUGUGCAAGGACGGAUACAAGAGGAAGGACGGCCUGUGCGUUGACGUGGACGAGUGCGCGUCCGCUCCGUGUGAGCACCUGUGCACAAACAGCCCUGGUGGCUACACGUGCUCUUGUUAUGAGGGAUACAAAGAGGACUCAAAGUCACCGGAUAAGUGUAAGCUCCACUGUGGGAAGGAGGAAUGCGCCGCCGAGUGCGACCCGAACGACCAGUUCAUGUGCUUCUGCCCGGACGGUUACAUAGCAGAUGAAAGGGGGGUGCAGAUGGUUUGUAUAGACAUCGAUGAAUGCUCUUCUUCCUAUUGUGAUCAGGGUUGUAAAAACACAUUCGGCAGCUAUGUGUGCACGUGCUCUGCGGGAUAUAAACUAGUUGAAGAGUUCCGGUGCGUAAAAAGCAGCGAGGGUGAUGGGGGGGCGGGGGUCUCCGGCGCGGGCACGACUCCGAACAUGCCCACAGGAUCAGCCGCGCCGUACCCAGAGCCUACACGGCAUCCGUCAGUGGUGACAGUGGGGGGUCUCGUGGGGAUAAUCGUGUGCACCGUGUUUGUGGUGGUGUUGGUGGUGUUUCUGGCUCAUCGCAUCCUCCGGCUGGGCAGAGGGAAGAAGGAGAGCGCAGAAGGGCUCAAAGCUCCGGAGGGCGAAGCUCACGGUCUACAGCAGCUGACAAGUGACGCGUAAAAGAAAAAGAAAAGAAAAAUAAAAGACAUAAAGGACGACAUGUGAAUGUACAGCAGCCUCGGAAACCACAGAGACAUUUUUGGACAGGUUGUGUCUGAAAGAAUGAAUAUUCACUGCCUUAGGACUGGUUCUGUUUCCACUCCCAUACACCACAUGCAAUGUAAUUAAACAUGGCAGAG